AUGGCAUGGAAACGUCCAAUCCGGCGCAAGAUGAUGACCGCUACUGGCCGCAACGACCACAAUGGAGCAGAAACAGUCGUCCACGGUCGCACGAGCUCCGAUCACCAUGCUGGGGAUGAAGACCAGUCCGCGAAUGCGUCUCAAGAAGGUAUUGAAAGCGAAGUCUCGGCUGCUCAAGGACUGGUUCGGAGUAGCCUUUCCCAAUUCUUUCAGCACGGUCUGCCCUCUUCAAAAUGGGAUGUUUUCGAUACGUCGGAUCGAAUGAGAUUGGCCUACAUUGGGACAAAAGUGUCCAACCUGAGUCAUCUGAUCAACCUGGACCAAUCUUCCAGGCAUUUCUUGGUAUAUCCACAUCCUGAGGUCCAUCCUUCACCACCGCUCACGAGCCGAAUGAACAUUCCGUCUGCCGCUCGAGAUGGAGCCCAGGACAUUUACGCACCACUCAGCAAAGAGCUGAGAGACGAAUUGAUUGAGUCCUUUUUUGGCAAGAUCCAUCCUAUUUUUCCCGUUGUCAAUGAAGAACAGUUUCGCUCCAAGUAUGACCACGAACAGGACGACACGCCUCUUCUGCUUCUCUACGCCAUCUUGCUCGUCGGCGCUCACGUAUCCCAGCAUCUCAAAGUGAAAAGAUCGAGAUCCACGUUUAAAUCAAUCCUCUUUAAAAGGGGAAAGUGGCUCUUUGAUUUGCGCCACGAGAACGAUCGGCAGCAUCUCGUCGCGGCUGCACUAUUGUUCACAUGGCAUCUCGAGAAUGCAGAUACAGUCAGCAUGAAUGGAUAUUACUGGUCCGGAGUAGCCUGUCGUACUGCUUACGGCAUAGGCAUGCAUCGUAAUAUCCUUUCAGACCCAGACACACCGGACCGAAUGCCAUGGAGGGAUAGACGCCUCUAUCGUCGUACAUGGUGGACGCUGUUCCAGGUCGAGGUCAUGUCAGCGCUGGAACAUGGUCGUCCGUCUAUGAUCCACCUGGAGGAUUUUGACCAGGGACCUCUGGAUGCGAGAGACUUUGAAGAUUUCCAGGGCGCUCAGAGUACUCUCGCCCCGCACCUCCAAUACUGUGCAAGGAACGUUGAGCUGUGUUGUAUCGUGCUGGACAUGUUGCGAUUGACGUCGCCAGGUCACCCCAAAACGGAUUCCCGACUAGAUCUGGAAGCUUUCCAGACAAGACUUGCAAAUUGGGCAAUAGGACUCCCUAUGACCACCGACUUCUGGUCGUUACAGCUGCAACUUCAUUAUCACUGUGUUGUUCUACAUCUUUUCCGCUUGCAUAACAGUGGUCCGGAUUUAGCACUGGGUUCCAUUAACUGCGCCGAAUUGUGCAGUGGUGCUGCACGAGCUAUUCUUUCUGUCUUUGAGACGAUGAUCGCCACCAAAGUUCUCGACCAGUGCUAUUCGACAGGCGUAAUGGCUCUUACUGCGGCGGCGAUCUACCUCUCCAAGGAAACCCAACGAUCUAUGACCGAUGGAGCCAUACUAGUGGCACUGAAUCAUGUCAGAGAUCUCGAACGGGUCUUUCCCAUUGCGACUGCAGUGUCCGAGUAUUGGCCAAACGCUGACGGUGUCCUGAAAUUGUUUACCAAUCUUGCCGAUAAGUUCAAAGUUCUCAUAUCGGACCAGCAACAGCCUCCAGCACAUCAGGAAGGGUUCGACAUCAAUACUCUGAAUGAGAUCAACUGGGAAGAUAUCUUUGCUUAUUCCUACCACCAACAAUCGACUGGGACAGAUGACUGGAUGAAUGCUUGGCCUGGUCUUGAAGAGUGAAAAUUUCAACAUUACAGUUGAAAUAUUAUUCCAGAGUCAGUAGCCCAAGCUCCACUCCUCAUGGGC
Messenger RNA from Exophiala oligosperma, 1827 nucleotides. RefSeq lists its product as uncharacterized. Gene Ontology annotation, biological process: DNA-templated transcription. The coding region runs from base 1 to 1761 and encodes 586 amino acids. NCBI's taxonomy places the organism in Eukaryota, Fungi, Ascomycota, Eurotiomycetes, Chaetothyriales, Herpotrichiellaceae. The transcript has a single exon. Gene Ontology annotation, molecular function: DNA binding; zinc ion binding. The record is from RefSeq and is a predicted model, not a curated record.